GAGCACCCUGACCACAGGGCAGGCGCAGCAGAGCCCAGAGGGGCUGGGACACCGACCCCCCCACCACCACCACCAAGGUGGUCUGGGGACUGGGUCACAGGUGGAAUAGGAGGCCCACUUGCCUUGGGUCCGCCUCUCCUGCCCCUAACUCGGUUUCAAAAAACUGAAGAAACCCCUGGGUUGCUGAUAAAUAUUUGUCCACCACACGAAUGAGUGAAGGAGAGGGAGGGACCGUGUUGUGAAAGUUAUCCCCGGCCUCCCAGCCAGCCGACCACACCCCAGCUGACACUCGGGGAUAAAACUCUCUCCUUCCCAGAGUGUCGCCUCACGGGGCCACAGGGCUGCAAGCCACGGAGCCAUGCCCAGGUACACGGUGCACGUGCGCGGGGAAUGGCUGGCCGUGCCCUGCCGGGAUGGGCAGCUCACUGUGGGCUGGCUGGGCCGCGAGGCCGUGCGGCGCUACAUUAAGAACAAGCCAGACAAUGGCGGCUUUGCCUCUGCUGACGCCGUGUGCUUCCUGGUGCGCCGGUGCAAGGGCCUGGGGCUGUUGGACAAUGAGGACCCACUCGAGGUGGCCCUGGAGGACAACGAAUUUGUGGAAGUGGUCAUAGAAGGUGAUGCGAUGUCCCCCGACUUCAUUCCGUCUCAGCCAGAAGGAGUUUAUCUAUACAGCAAGUACCGGGAGCCAGAGAAGUACAUCGCCUUAGAUGGGGACAGUCUGACCACAGAGGAUCUGGUGAACUUGGGAAAGGGACAUUACAAAAUAAAGCUCACCCCAAUUGCUGAAAAGAAGGUGCAAAAAUCCAGGGAAGUCAUAGACAGCAUCAUCAAAGAAAAAACAGUUGUUUACGGAAUUACUACAGGUUUUGGGAAGUUCGCCAGGACUGUCAUUCCCAUCAGUAAGCUGGAGGAGCUUCAGGUCAACUUAGUGCGUUCACACUCUUCAGGUGUUGGGAAACCCCUAAGUCCUGAGAGGUGUCGGAUGCUCUUGGCUUUGAGGAUCAAUGUCUUAGCCAAAGGAUACAGUGGCAUUUCCCUGGAGACACUCAAGCAAGUUAUCGAAGUAUUUAAUGCCUCCUGCCUGCCUUACGUCCCAGAGAAAGGAACCGUUGGCGCCAGUGGAGACUUGGCCCCACUCUCUCAUCUGGCUCUCGGCCUAAUUGGAGAAGGGAAGAUGUGGUCUCCAAAGAGUGGCUGGGCUGAUGCUAAAUAUGUUCUGGAAGCCCACGGAUUGAAACCAGUGGUUUUGAAACCAAAAGAGGGCCUGGCACUCAUCAAUGGGACACAGAUGAUCACCUCCCUGGGCUGCGAGGCUGUAGAGAGAGCCAGUGCCAUCGCCCGCCAGGCAGACAUCGUCGCCGCCCUGACCCUCGAGGUGCUAAAGGGCACCACCAAGGCCUUCGAUACAGACAUUCAUGCUGUCCGCCCACAUCGUGGACAAAUUGAAGUUGCUUUUCGUUUUCGGUCACUCUUGGACUCCGACCAUCACCCAUCAGAAAUAGCAGAGAGUCACAGGUUCUGUGACCGGGUACAGGAUGCAUAUACCUUGCGCUGCUGUCCACAGAUCCACGGGGUGGCAAAUGACACAAUAGCAUUUGUGAAGAACAUCAUCACCACAGAACUGAACAGUGCAACAGAUAAUCCUAUGGUCUUUGCCAGUAGAGGAGAGACAAUCUCUGGAGGAAACUUCCACGGUGAAUACCCAGCCAAAGCCCUGGACUAUUUGGCCAUUGGUGUCCAUGAACUUGCUGCCAUUAGUGAAAGAAGAAUUGAAAGGCUUUGUAACCCCUCCCUCAGCGAGCUGCCUGCCUUCCUGGUGUCUGAAGGUGGUCUGAACUCGGGAUUCAUGAUAGCCCACUGCACAGCUGCAGCCCUUGUUUCAGAGAACAAGGCUCUGUGCCACCCCUCGUCUGUGGACUCUCUCUCCACCAGCGCUGCCACGGAGGACCACGUCUCCAUGGGCGGGUGGGCAGCGAGGAAGGCCCUCAGGGUCGUCGAACACGUGGAGCAAGUGCUGGCCAUCGAGCUUCUGGCAGCCUGCCAGGGCAUAGAGUUUCUACGCCCCCUGAGGACAACCACUCCACUAGAGAAGGUCUACGACCUGGUGCGCUCUGUUGUAAGGCCCUGGAUAAAAGAUCGCUUCAUGGCCCCAGACAUCGAGGCAGCUCAUAGGCUGCUCCUUGAGCAGAAGGUUUGGGAAGUAGCUGCCCCCUACAUUGAAAAAUACAGAAUGGAGCAUAUUCCAGAAUCAAGACCUGUUUCCCCAACAGCCUUCUCCCUGCAGUCUCUACACAAGAAGGCCACCAAGAUCGCCGAGUCUGAGGAUCUUUAGUGGGCUUUCUCAUGGAUCGGCACAUCAGCUAGCUUAGUUGAACACAAAGCAGUGCUGUGCUGAGAGAAGAGAAGCGGGAGCUUCCCUGGUCGAUCAGCCCAUCCUACCAGCAAAGUUUAGUUCCUCGGAAACUUACUUGGGUUAUGCUGGUGGCAGAAUGACAGUUGCUAACUUCAGCACUGUGUUCCUGUACGUCAGAUGUUUUCAAAUUGUAAGAAUUUCCUUUUUGUCUUAACAGUAUCAACAGUUAUACUCACUCUUAAAGGAGAAUAACUACAAUUGCAUUGGCCUAUUUUUUACUGUUAGCAAUAGAUGAUCCUAAAAUUGGAAACAGAUUGACGCUAUCCUUUCCUAAAAAGAAGUUAGCCUUCUGUAACCUUUAUUUUCUAUUUGCUUUAACAAGCUCUGCUCUAGUUGACUUUCUUUAGCUGAUUAUACUAUGCUAUGCUGACAAAUAUCCCUUAAUAUGCCUUCAUAAAUAACCAUUUGAAGUGAUAA
Messenger RNA from Lepus europaeus (European hare), 2830 nucleotides. RefSeq names its product histidine ammonia-lyase (gene HAL). NCBI's taxonomy places the organism in Eukaryota, Metazoa, Chordata, Mammalia, Lagomorpha, Leporidae. Gene Ontology annotation, molecular function: histidine ammonia-lyase activity. Bases 359 to 2332 code for a protein of 657 amino acids. Gene Ontology annotation, cellular component: cytoplasm. Gene Ontology annotation, biological process: L-histidine catabolic process. The transcript has 20 exons. The record is from RefSeq and is a predicted model, not a curated record.